AGGAGAGAGCAGAGGAAGGGGCAUCAUUAUUGGGGAAGGAGGCAGCAAAGCAAGCGCGACAUGCCCAUCUCAUGAUCGACAUCGACUGGCCCCUUUCCCUGACACCCACUUCUCAUCAUUUGAGCUCCCUCUCUCCUCUCUCCCUCUCUCCUUCUCUCUCUAUUUAAUCCCCCAAAGCUCUCCUUCACGCCAUCCACACCCUUCUCUCUCUCCGUUCCCUUCUCUCUCUCUCUCUCUCUCUCUAGACAAAGUGGGCAUUCAAAGCUCUGUGCUUUCCACCGAAAGGACUCCAGCAGAAAGGACUCGUCGUCAUGGGCGAGAGAGAUGAUCUGGGCUUGAGCUUGAGCCUGAGCUUCCCUCAGGGUCACCUGCAUCAGCAGCAGCAGCAGCAGCAGCAGCGGCAGUCCCUGCAGCUGAACCUCAUGCCCUCCUUGGUCCCGUCCUCUGCUUCGUCUGCUCAAUCUGGGUUCAAUCUUCAGAAGCGCUCCUGCAACGACGCCUUCCCUUCUUCUUCAGAUCGGAACUCCGAGGCGCGAUCGUUCCUCCGGGGGAUCGACGUGAACAGAGAGCCGUCGGCGGGGGCGGCGGCGGACUACGGCGAGGACGAGGCCGGGGUGUCGUCGCCGAACAGCAUGGCGUCGACGGUGAGCGGGAAGCGGAGCGAGAGGGAUCACCAGAGCCAGACCAACGGCGACGACCUCGACAACGAGAGGGCGUCCUCCCGCGGCGGCGGCAGCGACGAGGAGGACGGCGACAUGUCGAGGAAGAAGCUCCGGCUGUCGAAGGACCAGUCCGCCGUCCUCGAGGAGAGCUUCAAAGAGCACAACACCCUCAAUCCUUGGGUGCGUUUCAUGCAGAAGCAAAAGCUGGCACUGGCGAAGCAGCUGGGGCUGCGGCCCAGACAAGUGGAGGUCUGGUUCCAGAACAGGCGAGCCAGGACGAAGCUGAAGCAGACGGAGGUGGAUUGCGAGUACCUGAAGCGGUGCUGCGAGAGCCUGACGGAGGAGAACCGGCGGCUGCAGAAGGAGGUGCAGGAGCUGCGGGCGCUCAAGCUCUCCCCGCAGUUCUACAUGCACCUCUCCCCUCCCACCACCCUCACCAUGUGCCCCUCCUGCGAGCGCGUCGCCGCCCCGUCUCCCCCUCCGCCGUCGGCCGCCCCCUCGCCGCCGUCCCGGCCCACCCCCGCCCCGUGCCCCUCAUCAACCCAUGGGCCCCUGCGGCCGCCCCACUGGCCCACGCCCCGUUCGACGCCCUCCGCUCCUGUUCGUGAGCGUGGAGGGGCCGUCGGGGUUGGGUUCGGGGUCAUGGGCAUUUUGGUCAUUUUACGCGGGACGGUGUCCGGAUCGAAGGAGUUGGAGAAAUUGUACAAAUUCUGGAGUAGCGUUUUGGUCUCUAAGGAUAUGGUUUGUCGGAAAAUGAGAUUUUGGAGGGUCUACAAUGUUUUGUACCGUGACCCAUCAUCUUUUCCCUGAAAGUUUAGGAUUUGGGACAAAGACGUCAAAAAAUUUGUAAAAUCCGAUGUUCCAUUAAUUUUUACUAACCUAUGAUUGGUGGCCUGAUUUGACAUUUGAGAGACGUGAUGAAGAUGAUGACGUGGGUUUA
This is a messenger RNA of Eucalyptus grandis, 1602 nucleotides long. Its product is annotated as homeobox-leucine zipper protein HAT4. The record is from RefSeq and is a predicted model, not a curated record. NCBI's taxonomy places the organism in Eukaryota, Viridiplantae, Streptophyta, Magnoliopsida, Myrtales, Myrtaceae. The coding region runs from base 312 to 1472 and encodes 386 amino acids. Gene Ontology annotation, biological process: regulation of DNA-templated transcription. The transcript is spliced from 4 exons. Gene Ontology annotation, molecular function: sequence-specific DNA binding; DNA-binding transcription factor activity, RNA polymerase II-specific. Gene Ontology annotation, cellular component: nucleus.